AUGCGUCACUUCAUCCUGGCAGCGCUGCUGUUGAGCAGAACCGUGCUAAGCGCCGUAGACACCGCAGGAAGCGGCAUCCAGCCGCCGGCGCCCAAGCCAUGGUUUGAUCAGCACGCAAGCAUGGUGAAGCACACGUACCUGCACCCCGAGACAGGCGACGAGCACCAGAUCAUGUUCCACGAGUCGAUCCAGUUUGACCCGGUCCCGCGCGGCCUCACCCCGCAGCCCGAUGACACGAGCCCGUACCUUGAACAUCCAACCACGGACAACAACCCCAAGAACUUCCAGUGCGACAUGGACGCGGCCAGGUUCGAGAACCUCACGGGUAUGCCUGGCGACGGCGACGCGUACGUGCAGAACUGCCAGGACAUCCUCAACUGGAUGGCGCCUCACACUGCCCUGUGGAGCCUGAAUGGCGACGUUUUUCACCAAGUCAGGGAGGGCGAGUACAUCGAGCUUGUGCGCAAAGACAACUGCACCUUUGGGAUCUUCCGGAUCGACUUUGAGCACGAGUGGGUGGGAAUCCACACGGCAGACGUCACCUACAUCAUAAACAAGGUCCUCAGCCUGGGGCUGGGCUUCUUGUCCCUGACGAAGCCGGCGAAGGUAGAGGCAGAUGGGUUCAUGUUCUGCAACACCGAUCAGCCGAUUGGUUGGGGUCUGUACAACAGCAAUGCGCUGGACAAUGAUCAGAUUGACUGA
Messenger RNA from Neoarthrinium moseri, 702 nucleotides. RefSeq lists its product as uncharacterized. The transcript is spliced from 2 exons. The coding region runs from base 1 to 702 and encodes 233 amino acids. The record is from RefSeq and is a predicted model, not a curated record. NCBI's taxonomy places the organism in Eukaryota, Fungi, Ascomycota, Sordariomycetes, Amphisphaeriales, Apiosporaceae.